Molecule: messenger RNA, 394 nt
Organism: Drosophila busckii
Lineage: Eukaryota; Metazoa; Arthropoda; Insecta; Diptera; Drosophilidae
Product: protein enhancer of rudimentary
Exons: 2
Coding region: 11-394 (127 amino acids)
Source: RefSeq, a predicted model, not a curated record
CUUGACAGCAAUGAGUAAUUCAGCGAUUUUAACUAACAGCAAAAUGCCACACAUCUAUUUAUUGAUACAUCCCAAGCAUGAAGUCAUCUCACGCGUUUAUUGCACUUAUGACAGCAUUGAUAAAUGCCUGGAGGCCAUUUGCAAUAUCUAUGAGGAGCAUUUGAAGCGUGUGACACCAACGAUGCCCACUGUAACUUAUGACAUAAUGCAGUUGUUUGAUUUCUUGGAUUCAUUUGUGGAUAUUUGCUGUCUGGUGCAGCAAAGCGGCAGCAAAACAUAUGCGCCGUACAGUAAAGAUUGGCUAAAGGAUAAGAUAUAUGAAAAGUUUCAAAAGACAGCAAUGCAGACAAUGGAAAAGCAGCCACUUGAAGUUGAUGAGCAGCUGAGCGCUUGA